Molecule: messenger RNA, 4824 nt
Organism: Notothenia coriiceps (black rockcod)
Lineage: Eukaryota; Metazoa; Chordata; Actinopteri; Perciformes; Nototheniidae
Gene: ahctf1
Product: AT hook containing transcription factor 1
Exons: 31
Coding region: 233-4804 (1523 amino acids)
Source: RefSeq, a predicted model, not a curated record
GAAGAAGAAGGGCAUGGAGCACUUUCCAAUCGUGGAAAUGGCGCUUUGAGUGGAAACCAUAGGUGGAGACCAGAAGUCAGAGGGAGCAUCUCGUACUUGGCAGUCUAGUGAAGGCCCCAAAGGGCUGUACGUAUGUGUUGUACUUUGAAAAAAGGAGCGGAGUAUGAUACGGGAGAAAGGGAAUCAGGAGAUUCUUCAAGGAAAUCUGAACAUCCGUGGCAGACAGUGAACCAUGCAUGACCUGACGGCCCAAGUCACCAGCAGCUUGCUGCCGUUUCCUGGAGUGACUAUAGAUGCUCUGGGAGAGGAUGAGAUCACCCUAGACUCUGUGUUACAUGGGAAGUUCACUGUUGGCCGGAGCGGGCUUGCCUGGCUGGCCUGCGGCCCCCACCUGGAGGUGGUCCAUUCAGUGACAGGAGAGCGACUGUCUGCGUACUGCUUCAGUGGUGGAGGAGAGCACCCCCCCACUGUCCUUGCUGCCAGGGACUUUAGCUGGCUAAAAAGGUCUGGAUUACUUGUCGGCUUGGAGGAAGCAGAGGGAAGUGUGCUGUGUCUUUAUGAUUUGGGACUAUCAAGGGUGGUCAAAGCUGUUGUUAUACCAGGCAGGAUUACAGCUAUUGAGCCGUUAGUGAGUUAUGGUGGAGCAAGUGCUUCCACCCAGCAUCUUCACCAAAGUCUGCGCUGGUUCUUUGGCAUUGCCGCCGUAGUAACAGAUCUCGGCCAUGUUCUGCUGGUCGACCUCUGCCUGGACGACCUGUCCUGCAGCCAAAGUGAACUGGAGGCUUCAGACCUGCAGGUAGUGACCAAAUCUCCAGCCGAGAUCCCCCGGCUGAGAGAAGUCGGCACCAGUCAGGGCAGACAUCUUUGUCUCCAGCUGAAUGGGCCCAGCAGUGUUGGAGCGACAGCUCUGCAGUACAUCUCCAGGACCAACCAGCUGGCGGUGGGAUUUUCAGAUGGAAACUUACAGCUGUGGAACAUGAAGACUCUAAAGAAGGAAUACCACUCCCAGUUAGAAGGUGGCAGGGUGCCUGUUCAUGCCUUCACCUUCCAGGAGCCAGAAAACGACCCCAGGAACUGUUGCUACCUCUGGGCUGUCCAGUCUUCUCAGGACCUCGAUGGAGAUAUGGUCAGCCUCCGCCUACUUCAGCUGGCUUUCAGUGAAAGGAAGUGUCUAUCAUCUGGGAAGAUCCUCUAUGAGGGUCUGGAGUACUGUGAGGAACGUUACAGUCAGGACUUAAAUGGCCCAGCUUUCCCUCUCAGGGCCCAGGCCACCAACACCCGCCUGCUGAGCUGCCAGACCAUCGAGAAGUUCCGACACCAUCCUGACAGAGACGACAGCAUGAACGAAGUUGCAUCUCCAGACACCAGUGUUUCCAUCUUCUGCUGGCAAGUCAAGGCCUACGGUCAGGGAACCCCAUCCACCUACAUCGGGGUUUUUGACAUCAACCGUUGGUACCACGCACAGAUGCCAGACUCUUUGAGACUAAACAGUUUUUCUUGCUUUCAUGUUCCAGAUGUUACCUGUUUGAUCACCUCUGGAAUUGUGCACUCGACCUGCUCUGGGUAUCAGAAAGAGACCCUGAGCUUUUUGAAGAAAGCUGCUCCUUGUUCCAGUGAAGUCAUCUCCAACAGCUACUCUCGCUGCCUCAUGUCCGGCCUCCUCUCCUCUCGCCUGGCUGACACCCAGCCCUCCAGCCUCUCUCAGGAGGAGCAGCUGGAUGCCAUACUGUCCACAGCGGUGGAGACCAGCUCCUUGGGAAUGAUCACUGGCUGUAUCAAGCAGUGGACCGCAGAAGAACAACCAGGCUCUGCACUGAACCUGCGCUACAUCCUGGAUUGGGCCUGGAACAAAGUGGUCCAGACCAAGGAGGACCUGGAUGGCAUCUGUGCACCGCUGUUUGACAGCUCCUCCAACUUCACAGACCCUCAGACCAUGCAGCUGCUGCAGCACAGCCAGAGACUGCUCAGUAACCUCAGCACCAUCUUCCACUGUCUGCUCAGUGAAGCUCAGGAACUCACACAAAAAGGCAUGGUGGGUCUGGUAAACAAGAACUUGGUGUCCAGUCUGAUUUCAAAGUACGCUCAGGUGGUGCUCUGGUUCUGUCGCACCGGUCUGCUGCCGGAGGGAUCAGAUGACGCUCUCCAGAUCUCCAGGCCUUUCUACACUCACUCUGUCAUCAGCAACUAUUAUACUAUACGCAGAGAGGAGCUCGCCAGGCUGUCUAAGGGCAAGUGGUGUGCCGACUGCCUGAUGAUUGACGGUUUGGUCGGCCAGUGUGGUGAGCGCUUGACCAACCUGUGGAAGAGGGAUGAGAAUGGCACUGGGCAAUACCCACCACCUACAUUGCAUGCGUUGUUGGACAUCUAUCUCCUAGACAACAUCGAUGAAUCUACCAAACAUGCAAUUGUGAUUUACCUGCUGCUGGAUGUUCUGUACUCCUUCCCCAAUAAGGAGGGCGCCUCAGUGGAGUCUUUCCCCCCAGCCUUUGCCAUCCCUAUCGGACUGGUGAAACUAGUUCAAGGCCUCUGGCUGCUGGACCAUCACGACCACCAGAGUUCCUUCGAGUUGCUCCUGCAUCCAGCGGCCUCUCAGUGUCAGUUUGAGUGGCAGCACGAGCGCGUCCUGCAUGCUCUGAUGUGCCAGAGCCAACAAGCAGUGGCACUCCGAUACUUCCACGUUACGAAGCCCCCAGUUUCCUCCACCUCCCAGGCCAAACUCUACCUGUCUGUACUUAUACACAACAAGUGUCUCAUAGAGGCGUGGUCCUUACUUCGGCAGCACUCUAAUCGCCUCAACAUGGAAGAGCUGCUGGCCUUUCUGUAUGAGAGCUGCCAGGAGCUGGGCCUCAUCCCAGAGCUGUUCAAACUUCCUCUGAGCGUCACUGAGCAGGAAGGUUUGGAGAAGUUCCUCCAGGGGACAGGGGGUCUCCAGAACAGAGAACUGCUGAUGGUUCAUUACCUCCAGCAGGCCAAAUACAUUCCUGCGCUGCAGCUCAACCAGAGGCUCAAAGUGAACUUCGCGAAUGAGCGAGACCCAAAGCUUAAAGAACGCUCCAUCACCAGGAACUCGAUAUUGGAUCAGUACGGCAAAGUUUUGCCCAGAGUCCAGAGGAAAAUGGCAAUGGAGAAAGGGAAGCCGUACCAGCAUCCCAACGCCAUCCACCGAGAAAUUUCUCGGCCACAGCCACUGUCAACCAUCACCAGACACUCAGUCCGUGAGAAGGUGAUGUCGAGGGCCGGCUUCAUCAACAAUGUUCUGUCCAAGAUUGAGGAGGUGUGGUUGGGCAAAGGAGCUUCACCACAGUCCUCCCCAGGCAGGAGUCCGAGGGCUGCUGAUGCUUACAGCCCCAAGCCCUCCUCCUCCUCCUCCAUGGCCCUUUCUGAGCCAUUCCUGGGGACUCCCAUCACCAUGACCUCCAGACGAAAGUCAAGGCUGAAGGACUUGGUGGUUCACCCCUCCUGUACGACCCCCCGCCCUCUGCUCAGUCCUCCCGGACCUUUCAGCUCCUGGGUUUCUCCAAAGAGUAUCGGCAAGGCCCCUGAACUCAGUCUGCUGCGAACACCACAGGUUGUCAAGCGAGCGCGGGCCUUGGCUGCUUCUGGCCCCGUGUUCUCUGCCUUCACUCCCCAGUCCAUCCUGCGCAGCAGCCUGAGGCCCACACCCGUCGCCACCCCGUCUGCUUCUCCAGGACGCUCCAUCACCCCCCCACUCCGCAACAAAGAGAGCCGGAUCACCUUCAUGGAUGAGGAAGAAACUCCUGUAUCGGAGAAGGGCAUCCGAUGGACCAAUGGGGUGGCAGCAGACAGUGAGAUUAGCUUGUUGACCAGAGACCCCAUUCUAUCCAAGGCAACACAUAAGACCUGGUCUGCACAGCCUGCGGAGGAGGACGAGGAUGAUGAUGAUGAUGAAGAAGAGGAGGAAAGGGAAGAACCUCAUGUGAAGUUCCUGCCUCCAGAAGGUGGUCUUCCCUCCCCAGAGCUGAGAUGCUUUGUGAGCGAGUCAAUCUCCAUCCAUGAGAGUGCUGCAAAAACCAGACCAUCAGAUGCAACACGCACGAAACUCAACCUGAGCUUUGACACCAGCCAGAAGUCCGACACCACUCUGGAGUUUUAUGAUGCACUGCUUCUCCCAGAGGACCAAGAAAGAGAGGAGGGGCAAACAGCGGAAGAAGACGAGGUAGUGACAGUGAACAUCAAAAACCCAACUGAAAAUGAAGAAGCAGAGGAACAGCUCUCACAAACCACUGAGCAGACCCCUGUCCUGACAUCAGAGGACACAGCGAGGGAGGAAGAGGAGGAGAAUGAAACAUUCGAGGACGUGAUGGAAAGUGGUCUUGAAGAGGAGGCUAAACAUGUGGAAGACGUUCAGUCUAAAGAGGAGGAUGAACAGGAAGUUCAGACCAUUAGCAAACAUGAAGAUGCUGCAACUCCUCCCCGAGAAGAGACGUCCACUCAAGUUUGUCACCAGGUUACUGAGGGCACAGACUCGGGUGCUGAAGUCGAAUCCCCGGAUCUUCCAGUGGAGCAGGACGUCCAGACUGAGGCCUCUGAAUCCACAGAGUUCACCGAGGCUCUGAAACCAUCUGCAGCCCCUGAACCCACAAUCACACCAGAAGAGGAACUGGAGUCAUCAGAUCUGACAGCAUUUGUAGAGAGACAUCUGUUUGGCGGCGAUUCGUCUCCUCCGCUCUCCCGCUCAGGAAUCCACGACGCAUCCCAGAUGCAGGCCUCCUUCAACAGGUCUGUAAAUGCUCUGUUUACAAAAAGAAGAACAAAAUCUCUUACCUAUAAGACCAAUUGUUAAAGCUGUGGCCAGAAGCAUAU